Heteronotia binoei (common prickly gecko) is the source of this 490-nucleotide messenger RNA. It is a transcript of the gene CCL28, whose product is annotated as C-C motif chemokine ligand 28. The transcript is spliced from 3 exons. The record is from RefSeq and is a predicted model, not a curated record. The coding region runs from base 92 to 430 and encodes 112 amino acids. Lineage: Eukaryota; Metazoa; Chordata; Lepidosauria; Squamata; Gekkonidae. Gene Ontology annotation, molecular function: chemokine activity. Gene Ontology annotation, biological process: immune response. Gene Ontology annotation, cellular component: extracellular region.
UUUGUUCCUCUACUGAAGGAGGUAGUAAUAGUCUUGGCAGCACCUUGUUACUUUCAAUCUAGUCUGAAGCCUCCUACAGCACCCAGGAGACAUGAACUUGAGCAUUGUCCUCGUCACAUUUGCAAUCUUGAUCCUUCAUAUAUCUGAGGCCAUGUUUCCUGUGAUUGUUGACUGUUGCACCGAAGUAGCCCGCCACAUUCCCAGAAGACGGCUAAGAACGGUGGUAAAGUUUAAGAUCCAGAAGGGUGAAGUAUGCAAGAUACCGGCUGUAAUUCUCUACACAAAGCACAAAAAGCUAUGUGUAAGUCCACAGAACAAACAUGUUAAGAGAUGGAUAAAACAGAAAGAAAAAGGUGCCCGAAGAACCAGUCAUCAUUUUAGAAAGAGGAAGAAAACUCCAAAAGGAAGGAAAAAGGAAAUAAAACAGUAGCACGCUGAUUGCCGAAAUAGUCAGUACCUUGUAAUAAAUUCAACAAAGAUCUUGUAAUGA